GUACCAUUCUACAAUGUGAUAGAUUCAAAAGCUCUAGACCAAAACCAACACCGCCACCACAAAGGAAAGAGUGCAAAGGAACACUCCUUGGUAACGAAUAUACCGGAACAAUUUCAUAUACCCACUCUGGUAUACCUUGUCAACGCUGGGACAGCCAGACGCCCCAGCCUCAUCCUCCCUAUGACGACACGUUCUUCCCUGACGGUACUGUUUAUGAUGCAAGCAACUUCUGUCGAAAUCCAACCAAUCACAUUACAGGACCCUGGUGUUUUACAACUGAUCCUUACGUUAGAUGGCAGCAGUGUAGCAUUCCAUAUUGUGAAUGUAAAACUGACCCCCUUGGCCUAACUUACAAGGGGCAAAGGUCGUAUACCGUGGGAGGUAAA
This is a messenger RNA of Owenia fusiformis, 386 nucleotides long. The record is from the annotation of a GenBank genome assembly. Lineage: Eukaryota; Metazoa; Annelida; Polychaeta; Sabellida; Oweniidae.